AUCUGAGCUCGGAAGCAGCCACACCAGCGUCUAUCCCUCACCCACGAGAGCUGGCCUUCACCUUCCCGGGAGGAGGAGGGGGCGGUGGCCCUGUUGUGAGCGUGGCUGGGGGCGGUGCCGUGGACAAAGGCGGGACCAGUGGCUCCUCGGACGGACAGCCAUCAACCCCUCCCUCAGGAUACAACCCGGGGAGGCGGAGGGCGUCAAUGCACGACGCUAUCGACCUCACCAAGAUAGAUGCUCGCCUCUAUGACAAGAAG
Molecule: messenger RNA, 260 nt
Organism: Aplysia californica (California sea hare)
Lineage: Eukaryota; Metazoa; Mollusca; Gastropoda; Aplysiida; Aplysiidae
Product: synaptotagmin-1
Biological process (GO): cellular response to calcium ion; regulation of calcium ion-dependent exocytosis; calcium-ion regulated exocytosis
Cellular component (GO): membrane
Molecular function (GO): phosphatidylserine binding; calcium-dependent phospholipid binding; calcium ion binding
Source: RefSeq, a predicted model, not a curated record